GCUGUCAGAAAGAAAGAAAAAAGAGAAAAAACAGGAUAUCAAGUGGAGCGAGAAGAUGAAACACCAUGAACGCCUGGAGUAGAAGAAGGCUUUACGACUGUUCUCCGUUCAUUACCAAUGGCCGCCAUUAUUUCUGUGCACAACUCUCUCGUAGAGCUCGAACUUUGCCGUAUUUCACAUUCUGCAGCCGCAGCCACCAUGGCCAAGGAGGAUAAAGACAAUAUCUGGAGAUAUCGGCAAAGACAAAGCCUAACACCUUCCUUUCUCGAAGCCCGUCUUAGAAAUUUCAGGAAAACACACAGCAAAUUUGAUAGCUGUUUGUAAUCAUGCACCAGUUUCCCUAUUUUGUCUUCUCCGGUUCCAAGAAUUAUUGUCAUCGUCGCCAUCGACGAAUAACAUAUGGCACGAGAUUCUUAUAUUUCCCAAUUGCUCAAAUCGUUCGGCGAAGACCGCGACGCUCUGAAUUAGGGUUUCGCAUCGCUCAUGCAAUUCGCCCGAGUCAAAUGAGUCCAGCUUUGAACCUAAUGAAGCAGAGGAAGGAUGGAUAUGAACCGUCUGAUACAGAGACAGAAUGGCAAGAAAGCCCUUGGAAUGACCCUAAGGAGAAGAAAAUUGUCCUGGAUUACGAUAAUCGACGAACAGGGUCGGCAGUAUCCAAGAAAUUCAGUGCGGCGGCGAAUGUUUCUCCUCCUGGUUUAAGAAGGAACGGUGGCAGAACACCUUACAGGCCAGCCAAAGACGACAGUGCUCUUGUGAUGCUUCAGAGAAACAUCAGCCCCAUGUCGAGAGCAGAAAGAAGAAGACACGAAUCUCCAUUUAAAGCGGCGGCAGAGGACAUCGGAAGAUCUAGCAUGAGGGCAAGAAAAGAUGAAAAGUUGACUUAUACUCAUGGAGGUAACAAAAUUAGUCAAAAACCAAGCUACAAUAGGCGAUCAGCGACUGCUCCAAGGUUGAGGAUGAGGGAUGAACAACCGAAUACUGUUAAUAAUUUAUCUCAAAGAAGGGAGAGAGCAGCUCCAUCCUUGCAGGUGAACUACUCCAUACAGCAGCAAAGGGAUGUUUCCCAGGUGAACUCUAUGUCAGUUGGGGAGAUGAAUGAAAUGAUUGCAGAUGGGAGGAUUUAUGGAGGUCCCACUUUUAAUGAACCGGUGGUUGAAAGCACGGGGUCGAUCUCACCGGGUGAUAUAUUCUUUUCACGGGAUAGCUUGGCCAUUGGAAUGAAUAACAAUGUCUCAGCAAAGAGAAAUGCCUUCUUGAACUACACAAGUCCAAAGCCUAAAUUCAUGUCUAAAAAGAAUGGUGAUACUUAUAAUCAAGUAAAUGCUAAUGUCGACCUCAAUGGUAGAGGGAUUUCAUCUUCUGGAACUACCACGACCAAUAGUGCUGCUGUAAGUAGAGAAAAUAGUUAUAGAAUUAGCACUGAAAGUAGUAAGAUCAGUGAUGUGAGUGGAAGGACGAGUGAAAGUACAAGAAGGUUUAUAGCCAGUAGAAGAAAGAAGAAGAAUGAGUUGUGGUUUUCAUGUAUGAGGAACGGGACUUGCAGGACAACAAAAUCGCCUGAAAAACGACCACUCGAUGAAGCUUCAUUCAUUGAAAAGGCUAAUGUUGUCGAAUACUUGAGACCCUUCUGGGCGGAUCAGCAUCAACCGGUUUCCUUAAAUGGGUUCACUUUCCAUAAGCAUGAGGCCCAACUUCUCAAGCAAUUAGUUUCACAAGACAGUUUUCCCCACAUUCUGAUCAAGGGUCCACACGGAUCUGGCAAACGACUGCUAAUGAUGGCUCUUCUACGUGAGAUAUAUGGUGAUUCAUGUUCGAAUGUUUCUCAUGAUUUGCGGUAUUUCCAGAUCCAGGAAAGAAAGGCGACGCAAGUUGUUGUUCCAUUAACAUCAAGUGCUCACCAUGUGGAACUUAAUUUAAGCUCAGAAGUAAAUGUUAAAUAUGCUUUGCUGGGAUUGGCCAAAGAAAUAGGCAGCGAGUAUUCGAUUAAUGUGGAAGCAAGAAAUGUCAAUCCGAAGGCAAAUUUCAAAGUGAUAGUUCUUUUAGAUGUAGACAAAGCAUCUGAGGAUACUCAACACUUGCUUAGGUGGAUUAUGGAUGGCUAUAAGGAUGCCUGCAAAGUGGUACUCUGCUGCGAAGACGACACAGGCAUCCUUGAAUCGGUGAUAAGCCGUUGCAAAGUUAUCAAAAUUAACCCUCCGGUAAAUCAUGAAAUCAUGGAGUUACUAAUCCAAAUAGCAGAGAAGGAAGAAUUUGACCUGCCCAUGAACUUUGCUUCUAAGAUUGCUAGUAAAGCAAAGCAGGACCUGAGAAAAGCAAUCAUGGCACUUGAAGCAUGCAAGGCACACAAUUAUCCAUUUGCUGAUGACCAGCCAAUCCCUAUUGGAUGGGAAGAGCCCGUGGUAGAACUUGCAGCACAAAUUCUCGAAGAUCCAUCAAAUUCAAGAUUACAUCUAGUAAAAGAAAAGAUUCAGAAGCUUCUCCUUGAUUCGGUUCAUCCGAAACUAAUUCUCCAGAAGUUUGUGGAACAAUUUCUGAAAAGAAUUGAGCUGAGGUCAAGGAGGGAACUUUAUUACUGGCAUGCUUAUUAUAACAAAAAACUCCCAACUGAGACUGGAACAAGUGCUUUACCCAAAUUGGAAGAAUUUGUAGCGAAGUUCAUGAGCAUGUACAGGAAGAGCUCCACCAACUUCGUUUAUGAUCGAUAAAAAUGUUGAUAUUGAUGCAAACUUUUGAAAGGUUUACUGUAAUUCACAUGAUUGUGUUGCAGAAAAAGGAGGAAGAAAGGAAACCACAAUUUGAUAAUGAUAAAACUUAGAUGCUUUAAUGGUAAGGAUGUAUUUCCUUUGUACCACCCCCACCACUGAAAAAAAUUGAUCAUUGAAAGAUGGACAUAUGAAAGAAGAGAGAAAGUAGAAUAAAUGGCUAUCAAUUUUUUAGUGGCUGUAAUUCGGAAGAUACCUAUUUUUCCGAUGACCACUUAAAUAUUAUCAUUUUCUA
Molecule: messenger RNA, 2997 nt
Organism: Momordica charantia (bitter melon)
Lineage: Eukaryota; Viridiplantae; Streptophyta; Magnoliopsida; Cucurbitales; Cucurbitaceae
Biological process (GO): DNA-templated DNA replication; DNA repair
Cellular component (GO): DNA replication factor C complex; nucleus
Molecular function (GO): DNA clamp loader activity; DNA binding
Source: RefSeq, a predicted model, not a curated record